CUAUAUAUCAUUUCUAAAUCCAUGAUUUCUAAGAAAGUUCAUUUAAAACACGAUAACUGAAAUCUGUUGAAAGAACUCAUCUGAGAAACCUUUAAAAUUAUAUAUUUUAUUUAAUCUGGUGAAAAUUUCAAAUAAUGCCACAUUUUGACACAUUUGCUGAAUUUGUAGGUAGAAAAAUAAAUAAAGUAAGAUGGAAACCGGAAGAUUUAAUGACAUCCACAAUGUUUGUAACAGGUUCUUGGGAUAAUGAACAGGAUAAUGUUGUGGAAUUGUGGGGUCUAAAUCCUGAAGAGGGAGAGCUAACAAACGAUUUCCCUCCAAAAUUAUUAGAUUCUAUUCAACAAGAUGGUGAUGUUACUCAAAUAAGAUUUCUAGAUAACAAGUAUGUUGCUGUGAGCACAGACAAUGGUACUGUAAAACUAUACCAAGUAAUUGGUGAAAAUGAAUCAAGUAAAAUAAAAUUAAGUGAAGUAUCAUCAUGGGAGAAAUUACAUUCUUUAGGAGAGGGACAAAAAUGUUCUUGCAAGGAUAUAGCUAUUUGUAAUUACUCGAUGGCCACUAUCGGAGAAGAUUAUAAAAUUAAUAUUAUAUCAUUGAAUACCAAACAGGUUCAUCAAGCACUUGAAGACGUAAGCAGCUCACCAUUAACUUGCAUUUGUUUUUUGACUGAAACUCAAGUUCUGUGUUGUAAUGCACUUAGUCAAAUUAAGCUUUGGGAUUUGAGAGUGGAUAAAAGUGAUAUAACUGCCAAUAUCAAUAACUUUACUCAGAAUCAAGUGCCAGUCACAUGUAUUGCUCAACAUCCUAGCCAAAAACAUUUUAUUUUUACUGGAUCAGAAGAAGGUGAUGUUGGUGUCUGGGAUAUGAGAACCAAUAGUCUAUUAACCACAAUGACAAGUGGUGAUACAUCUCCAUUAACAGAGUUAAUAUUUCAUCCCCUAGAACCUGACCAUAUGUUUUCAUGUUCAUUUGGUGGAAGAUUAUUGCAAUGGAGCUCUAAAAAGUCAUAUUUGUGUCUUAACGAUCCAGUAGAUAUGGAAUACUCAAACUUUUGGGUGAAUACAGAUAAAGUAAAAACACGUUUAUCAGUUAACGAUGUAAUUCAACCAAUUUUUUCACCAAUAAACUCACUAGAUAUUCAAAAACAGCAACUAAUAUGUGGGGCUGACAAUGAAGCUAUUUAUUUUCUAAAAAAUUUAAAACUUUAAAGUCAUAAAUAAUGAAAUUUUAUGUAAUUUUUAAUUUAAAUAUAUUUUAAUUUCAUAUAUAUACCUAA
Molecule: messenger RNA, 1276 nt
Organism: Daktulosphaira vitifoliae (grape phylloxera)
Lineage: Eukaryota; Metazoa; Arthropoda; Insecta; Hemiptera; Phylloxeridae
Gene: Nup43
Product: nucleoporin Nup43
Exons: 7
Coding region: 135-1208 (357 amino acids)
Cellular component (GO): nuclear pore outer ring
Molecular function (GO): protein binding
Source: RefSeq, a predicted model, not a curated record